Neolamprologus brichardi is the source of this 5063-nucleotide messenger RNA. RefSeq names its product guanine nucleotide binding protein (G protein), gamma 7 (gene gng7). Lineage: Eukaryota; Metazoa; Chordata; Actinopteri; Cichliformes; Cichlidae. The record is from RefSeq and is a predicted model, not a curated record. Gene Ontology annotation, cellular component: heterotrimeric G-protein complex. Gene Ontology annotation, molecular function: G-protein beta-subunit binding. Gene Ontology annotation, biological process: G protein-coupled receptor signaling pathway.
UAUUUUUCUCCCCGUGCAUAAUAUUUGUAGCGCCUCUGUGUGCUGCUGCAGCCCCGCAUUCUCGCAACUGAGGGCGGCUGCAGCGAAAAGGGGGCUCGUCAGUGUCACGAAUCCGGAUUUCCCCAGCCCUUUGCCGGCAGAGAGGGUGGGGAGGACCGGGGACAGGGUCAGUGGAAGAUUUCCUUCAGCUCGGCUGGACUCUGAGGACGCACGAGCCACAGUAACAUGAUCUUAUAUGCCGAAAGACAAGCCAAUGUAAGCUCAGCCGCCGUCCAGCUCUGUCACUGUGACUGCCGUUCCUGCACUGCUCAGACCGCCUCCAUCCAUUCAUAUUAGUGUUCAGAGGGAGUCCUGUCUGCACACCAUCAGUCAGUUUUCUCCUGUGUUGGUGUAUUCUCAUGGAUCAGUAUGUCUACCACUAAUAAUAUCGCCCAGGCCAGGAAACUGGUGGAACAGCUGAGGAUUGAGGCAGGGAUUGAGCGCAUUAAGGUGUCUAAAGCAGCAGCAGACCUGAUGAGUUACUGUGAGCAGCACGCUCGUAGCGACCCUCUGCUGGUUGGUGUUCCCACCUCUGAAAACCCUUUCAAGGACAAGAAACCUUGCAUCAUCCUAUAGCUGCUUCCUGCUUCUCCUACCCCUCUCAUGCACACACACACAAACACACAUUCUCACACACUCUUGCACAUACAUAUACACGCUAACACAUAAACGUAUACUUUUGCCAUUUAACUAGAUCCCCUCAUUUACCGAGACACACCUUGGAGCAGCCAUGUCUGAUCUUACAGGGCUGUCGAGCAUCCACACACACAGAGAAACACACACGCUCCCAGAAUCGCCACGCUGGAAAAGCGCCAUACACCGGAGCAACAGCUAGGGGGAGGGUAUGCUGCGCUCACAGUGGCUGAGAUCAGUAUAUCACUGAGUAUGAUCCAAGGUGCUUUGGUAUUAUUCACAUAUGCUGGUGAAUUAACUACAAGUUUCAGCUAAAAUUGAAAAGGGAUUUGGACAUUAAUGAUCGAUAGGAAAUCAGCAUUUUCUUUUUUUUUGUUAUCGUGAAAUGAGGUGUUGGUUCAAAGAUGGGUAGCUGUGCCAUAGGCAGGCAGUGGGAGGAUGCAUGUGCGAAAAAACAGAAUGAGUGGUAGGCGCUAGGCCAAUCGUGCCAAACUGGACCUCGUGUCCCAUUAAAAGUUCAAUAAAUGCUUCUUUUUCUGUGGGAGAUUUUUUUAAAAACGUAUGAAAGCUUCAUUCUUGGGUCAUUUUGGAGCAACUGGCUAAAGCCUUUGCCUUUAUCAGGCCAUAGCAUGUUCCCACCCAAACCUGUAUCAACAGACCUUCUCUGCCUGUGGCCUCACAAUGGCUGCCUGCAGCCUUUGGCCAAGCCUCCAGCUGUGCCAACCUGUACAAAAAUUCCUUUCUAGAUGCUGAUCUGCUGUCACUGAUUCCACUGCGGCUCAUGAUAGCCGCCACUGGCUGAUGUCUAAGCUGAUCCCAGAUCUGCACCUAUGAGAGCAAGCAGUGAACGGCUCUACACAGAACUCAAGCUAUUAACCGCAGACGUUUACUGCAUUUUUUCUUAAGAAAUACUUGUUUGUGAACUCAAUGUACGUUUUAGAUAUUUUGUUGAAGCAUUACUUAACAGAUAGGACAAUACUUUACAUUUUUUUAGAUCGUUUUCUUUUCACGUAGGUGUUGCCCCUGGCGGAUCAGGUUUGUUUUCCUGCUUGCAUUAAUGAAAUAACAGGAUAUCUGGUUGUAAGCCAGGGGUAAUACCUAACCAGAUCUACUGUACAUCAAGCCUCCCUGUGCUUUACCCCAAGAGAGGGCGAGGCCACAGAAUGAUCACAUCAGAGAAUCAGUCUGUAAGGGACUGCGAGGCUGGAGGAGAUGACCCAGACAUAGAAAGUAAAAAUGAAGGUGCCCUCUUCCCACCCUCUCAGCCCAUAUAUGAGUAUUUCGAUUACUAGUUCUUGUAGGGUGAAUAGAACGAAAAUGAGAGGAGUGGGUAGUCUGAAAAUAAGGAGUCACCUCUCUGUUCAAGUGGUUUACAUCUUGUUUUAAUGCUUUGCAAUUAUGGCUAUUAUUCAGAUUACCUGCCUUCACCAGUCUAAAGGUUCCAGUUUCCCCAGCAUAAGAGCUCACUCUGACGUUACCCCAGCUUGGUCACAGGCUGGAUCAGUAGGAGCUGGCAGUCUCCUUUCUGUGUUCCUCCUUCCUCGUCUCCUCCACAGCACUCCUCCUGUCUGACAAACCAAACUUGAUUGUAAAAACUGAAACAUGAAGAAGAAAAAAAUCAAGUUAAGAGAAAAAAACUAAGUGUAUAAACUUUCUUUCAGACAUGUGCAGAAGUGAUAAGUUGAAGAGUAGCUGUUUUGGCUUUCUUUCUUUUUUUCUUUCUUUUUUUUAAGUUCUCUUCUUUCUAUGGAGUCCAUGGAAACUGGUCAGUUGAGUAUUACCCUGUACAGUGUUUGUAAGAUACAAACUCAGAACACAGAUUUCCCCUCUGUGGAUGUUGGAUUUUUUUAGUACUACUUAUUCUGUCAAUCAGGAUCACGUCUGUCUUUGCUUUUUCCUUUUUUACGUCAAUCAGGUUUUAGAGGCCUGCGAUAACUGAGGUUGGUUUCAGCCACAUAUAAAACCGAUGAGGAUGAAGCAAUGUACCGGAAACAAAAGCUGUGUUUGGUUUAGAGUCAUGCCCCGUAAGAAGAUGAAUCAACAUCGGACCUCAUUACGGUGGUGCAAAACCAACCUCCUGAUCUGACCUUUAACACCAAAGCUGUCCUUGUUUUUUUUUUUUAGUUUUUGUUUUUUUGGGGGCAACAGGCAUCUAGACCAACAUGCAACACACACCUACAUCCUGUGCUUUGGGUGCUUUUCAAGCUUGAAUGAUGUUUAUCAGAGGUAAAAGGUUAAUAGCUGUAAGGAGAAUUGGUGAGAGAGGGGAUCUUCCUUCCAUCAUAUUUACACUUUAGCAUUUAGCCGAGGGUGGGCUCAUUUGGACAUGGCUUAUAUCUGCUGACAGAGAGUCACAAGGGUUCAUCCUACUAGUUUUCUGCUUUCAUGUCACUUAAGGUCAGUGUGACCCAGCUGCUAUACAGACUUUGGAGGUGGGUGGAAAGAGUUGUUUGCAUCCACACGUGCUCAUGCGUACCUGGGAAUGUGUGGGGUUUAGAGAAAUCGGCAUUAGAAUAAUUGUAAUUGUUACCUUUAGCAAUUUUAAACUGUGUGAAAGGGAACAAAAGAGAAUAAGCAUAUUUCCCAAAAUGUCAAAUGAUUCCUUUAAAAAUUCAGCUUUGUGAUUAAUUACCAGUUUAAAUCGCUGCUUAGCAUCUGUGUUUUUGCACUGUAGCCAAUGGCUUAUGAUACAGACAAAGAUAGAAGUAUAGAGAGCAAGAGCUGGAGAAAGGCCAUAGAGAGGGUGUGCAAGUGUGCGUGCGUGUGUGUGGGUGCUUGUGUUUGGUAGCUGAAAAGGGAUGAUUUGGCAGAGCAGUAGGUGGAGAGGAGAAAAUAGAGGAGCGUGCAAGUGUGUGCUCGUGUGCAUGGUCUGUGUGUGUUUGUGCGAGUGACACAGUGCGUAAGAACGAGCAGUGCCUCCAGUGCUGCAGUGUUAGACUGUAAUGUUAUAGUACUGCAGUCCUGCAGUUCUAGGUCAGGGUUAGUCUGACCAGAGGAGAGGUCAUGUGAUACCACAAGUCAGAACAACAUAUAUGGCUUGCACUUCCUCCUUUUCUCACUUAAUCAGUCUGCAUAUUUUGAAGAGUGAAAAGGGGGAUUGUGUCACAGGCUAAAAUUGACCAGGUGAAAUGUGGCAAAACAAAAAAUUUCAUUACCACUAACGUAAGCCUUGGAUACGUAAAGGAACAUGUUGACAUUUGAGGAAAUGUGUAUAUUUGCUUUCUCCUGCAGCUGGUUAGCUUACCUUAAAGACAGGAAACAGGGAGAAACUCCUCUGUUCACCUGCAAAAAAAGGCCACUUCUCAGCUCUUUUAAAGUUCUCAGUCAAGGUGUUAUAUCACUUUGAUGUUUUGCCAUUAUCGCAGUGAGCCAUAGAGGUGCUGGUAGACAGGUUUUGUUGCUGCUAGCCUGGCUGUUUCAAGCUGUUUAUCUUUAUGCUAAGCUAAAGCAGGUAGCCCUACAAGCAGAUAUGAGGAAAGGGAUGAUUGAAGAGAUUAUUUAGGCUGAUAUAAAUGAACGGUGCUCUUUUUUUUUUUAAAGGAUCUACCUAAAGAUAUGUGAUGGCAUAGCAACAGUAUUGACUUAACUAUACGUACUUAUUUGGCCUGGGUUUGCUUUUCAAGGACCUGAACUAUUCUAAGAUGAAAGAACUGAUUCCCUGUCAGUUUACAGGAAUGUGAUAAACACUUUCCUUUCAUUUCUUUGCAAGCUAAAGUGAAAGAGAAUUCUUGCUGCAGAAGUUUAACACAAGGAAAUAUACAUGCAUAACUUAUCAUCAGACAAAUGCACACACACACUACCACACACACAGAUGUCCUGGUAUUGCCGACAUAUGCUAUUUUUUUUUUUUAAUUUUUAUUACUAUCAUUCCAUCCAUGGUUGGGCUUCAAUCAGAGACACACAGCUUGGAUUGCUGGUUUGUCUGAUUGAUUGGUUGUUAGUUUGCCUUAUAGUGGUGUAUAUCAUGUAAAUGCUGGACUUGGAGGUGGGGGGCAGUCUUAAACAGUCUUAAAAGUGGAACACACGGCUGAAAGUGGAAAUUUACUGGUGUUGUGUGCAAAAAUGCAAGCCUCUCGAAAUUCAUUUCAGGCCUGGUGAGGAGAGCCGAGGCUCCUCCCUGUUGGACUUUCAUAUCAAGCUUCUCUGAUUUGGCUCCGAGCCCUUCCUGAGAAUCAUCUUUUGUGCUCUGAUCUCCUGUGUAUGCAUACAGUAUAUGUAUCUUUUUGCCUUGAUUGACUAUGAAGAAAAUAUAUCUAUUUUUUGUAACUGUUCUCUGAUGUGCCAUAACUCAUGUUUUCUUGCACACUGUUAAUAUUUUGUGGAUAUUGCUGUUUAAAAAAGAUGAUAUUGAGAAGUAGAUAACAUUAAUAAAAAGAUGAUAUAAUAACAGA